UUGUGAGGGGAGGUGAAGUAGUGAAGUUUCUUGCUCAAGGGACAAAGGCAUCUGAGGAAAAAAUAAAUUAGAAUUUGUAUACAGUUUCGCAGUUAUAAACCCUUACAUUAGGCUUAGACACAGAGAAGAAGAAGAAGAAGAAGAAGAAAAAAAGAGAGUGAUGGAGUGCGUAUUCGGCUUGGUGGGUAAUGGUUUCGCGAUCGUGGUGGCGGAUUCAUCGGCGGUGCACAGCAUCCUCGUCCACAAGUCCAACGAGGACAAGAUCAUGCUCCUCGAUUCCCACAAACUCAUCGCCGCCAGGUUCAAUUCACAGAGUACAUUCAGAAAAACGUCGCCUUGUAUCAGUUCCGUAACGGCAUCCCUUUGACCACCGCCGCCGCCGCCAAUUUCACUCGUGGCGAACUCGCCACUGCUCUCCGCAAGAAUCCAUACUCUGUGAACAUCCUACUUGCUGGUUAUGACAAGGAGGUGGGUCCUGAACUAUACUAUAUUGACUACAUUGCGACUCUGCAUAAGCUUGAAAAGGGGGCUUUUGGUUAUGGCUCCUAUUUUUCACUCUCAAUGAUGGACAGACACUACCACAGUGGAAUGUCUCUUGAAGAAGCGAUUGGCCUUGUUGAUAAAUGCAUUAUGGAGAUCAGGUCCAGGCUGGUUGUUGCGCCACCCAACUUUGUUAUUAAAAUUGUUGACAAGGAUGGUGCAAGAGAGUAUGCAUGGCGCGAAUCAGUCAAGGAUACUCCUGUUCCUUCAGCUUGAGUAACCCUGUCUCUGAUUUUCAGUGGACUUCUUUUCAUUUGCCUAUGCUUUUAUCUUUCUACAAUUUUUUGAAUGGUCUUGUAAUGUCUCUGAAAAUCAUGGUUUAUAGAUGCUCUAAAGUAUGACAGUUUAUCAUUUGAAUUAAAUGCAUGAUGGCUAGUUCUGUUCUGAAAUGAAUGUAUGACAUUGUGUGAGGUAGGUUUGAUUUUAAUGGAUUUAGAAAUGGAUUCUGAAUCCAUUCUUGUCUUUCU
This is a messenger RNA of Cajanus cajan (pigeon pea), 1007 nucleotides long. Lineage: Eukaryota; Viridiplantae; Streptophyta; Magnoliopsida; Fabales; Fabaceae. The record is from RefSeq and is a predicted model, not a curated record.